AUGGACAACCCUCCUUCCAGCGCCAUCAUCCUCGACCCAAAGACGGAAAAGCGCAUCCUCCGCAAACUCGACCUCACGCUCAUCCCCAUGCUGUGGCUACUCAUGAUCAUUUCCUUCGCUGAUCGCAGCGGGAUCGCCAACGCCAAAAUCCAAGGCAUGGACGUCGACCUCGACCUCACCGGCAACAAAUACAACAUGGCCGUCAUGGUCUUCACGAUCGCUUAUAUGAUCUUCGGCAUCCCCGCCAACAUCGUCUUCAGGAUCCUGGGUCCCAAGAGCCUGGCUGGGAUGAUGGUCUUCUGGGGAGUCUGUGCGGGGGCGCAGGGGCUUGUGAAGAACUAUGCGGGACUGGUGGCUUUUCGGUUCUUGAUGGGUGUGUUUGAAGCCGGGUUCGUGCCUGGGUCUGCGUAUCUUAUUGGGUCGUACUAUAAGAAGGAUGAGUUUUUGAAGAGGUAUGCGUUCUUCUUCAGCGGGGCGAUUAUUGCGGGUGCGUUCAAUGGGCUUUUGUCGUUUGCGCUUGCGAAGGCCGAUGGUGCUGGUGGGUUGGCUGGGUGGAGGUGGAUAUUUAUUGUCGAAGGCCUAAUCACCGUCGUCAUGGCAGGCCUAGCCUACGUCCUCCUUCCCAACUUCCCCGAAUCAACCACCCUCUUCCACGGCCACGAAAAAGCCAUCCUUCUCGAACGCCUCCGCCUCGACGGCGGCCUCAUCUCCAACGACGACAACCUCCGCCCAAACGUCCUCGCCGCCCUCCUCGACUGGAAAAUCUGGCUCGCCACCCUCGUCUACAUGUGCGCGCAAGAAAACGUCUCCUCCAUCGCAGCCUUCCUCCCCUCCAUCCUCAAAGGCCUCGGCUACACCUCCGUCUCCGCCCAAAUCCACUCCAUCCCCGUCUACUGCACCGCCUUCGCCCUGACGCUCCUCUGCGCCUACACCUCCGAACGCCUGCACCAACGCUACAUCUUCGCCCUCCUCGGCGCGCUCCUCAACCUCACCGGCCUCGUGCUCCAGCUCGCCUACCCCCACGCCGUCCACGUCCGCUACAUGGGCACGUUCUUCAUGACAUCCGGCUGCUACAUCGUCAUGCCCAUCAUGGUCGUGUGGAACGCGAUUAAUGUCGGCAAGGGGUAUAAACGCGUCGUGGCGUUCGCGAUGACGACCGCGGUGGGGAAUUGCGGGGCGUUGGUCUCUUCGAAUGUGUAUAUUACGGAGGAGGCGCCCGGGUAUCGGACGGGGUUUUCGGUCGGGGUGGGGAUGAGUUGUUUGGCGAUUUUGGCGAUGAUGGGGUUAUAUAUUGGGUUGAGAGUGGGGAAUUGGAGGGGGGAGAGGAAGAUUCUGAACGAAGGUUCGGAGGUUAGUGGGCAUGGGGAGGAGAAUGGGGUUGGAGUGAGGUAUCAGUUGUAG
Zasmidium cellare ATCC 36951 is the source of this 1401-nucleotide messenger RNA. RefSeq lists its product as uncharacterized. NCBI's taxonomy places the organism in Eukaryota, Fungi, Ascomycota, Dothideomycetes, Mycosphaerellales, Mycosphaerellaceae. Gene Ontology annotation, molecular function: transmembrane transporter activity. Gene Ontology annotation, cellular component: membrane. The coding region runs from base 1 to 1401 and encodes 466 amino acids. The record is from RefSeq and is a predicted model, not a curated record. The transcript is spliced from 2 exons. Gene Ontology annotation, biological process: transmembrane transport.